Molecule: messenger RNA, 2033 nt
Organism: Olea europaea var. sylvestris
Lineage: Eukaryota; Viridiplantae; Streptophyta; Magnoliopsida; Lamiales; Oleaceae
Product: ninja-family protein AFP3-like
Exons: 2
Coding region: 642-1808 (388 amino acids)
Biological process (GO): negative regulation of DNA-templated transcription; response to abscisic acid; signal transduction
Cellular component (GO): nucleus
Source: RefSeq, a predicted model, not a curated record
AGAGGAAGUAUUUUCCUAUUCAACUAUACCUUAACAUCCCCAAUCAUUCAACCUUUUCUCGAAACAGUUUCUUUUGAGACUACAGAAAAGGCCUAUUCAUUCAGACCAACGUGUCACCCUUCUACCUCUCUCUCUCCCGCCACUUGUCCAUUCCAAGUUUUUGCCUUGAGCCCCCACGCACACUCCUAACCCGCACUCCCACGCCCCUUCUACAACCUUUCUUCUUUGUUCUUUAGUUGAGGUUUUUCUUUCACUUGCUUCAAAAAUUGAUUUUCUUAAAACACACAAAAACAAUAUGUCACGAUUGAAAUUUUCGUUAUAAUCAACAAUCCAUUUUUUUAUUCUUGAUUUAUUAUCUCUUAAGUUUCUUGUUCUAUUAAUUUAUGAGAUAGUUCAUUUAUCUUUUUGAAAUUGUAUUUAAUGGCUGAAGUUUAUUGCUUUGCAACUCGAAAUCUUGUUUGAAUUUUGUGUAAAAAUUGAAUAUUGGAAGAAGGAGGGCUUAAUAUGAAUACCAAGAUCAAGUUUUGCUUUAUGGGUUUGUGUGAAUCAGAUCAUGAAGUGGUUAAACAUGCAUAUACAUAUGAAUAUAGAUGAAUUAGAUGCCAUUAUAGUAUUGUUGAAGGUUGUGUUAUUUUUGUCUUAUGGGGGGUCGUGACGAUGGUAAGAAGAUUUUAGGAACAACAGUAAUGGAUACUCUUUGUUUGGAUAUUUCAACAAAUAGAUUUUCAAGAGAUUUGUUGCAGAGAUUUAUGGGUGGUGGUAGUAGUAGUGGGAGUGAGGCAGUGAAAGAGGAGGAUGAGGAGAUUGAGUUGAAUCUUGGACUGUCGUUGGGAGGGAGAUUUGGUGUGGACAAGAGCUCCAAUAAGUUAGUGAGGUCUUCUUCUGUAGCGGAGUGUUUACCGGUGGUGAGAGAUGAUAAUGAUGCGGUGGCACCACCAUCGGUGGCUUAUACGGGCCUGUUGAGGACCUCUUCAUUGCCCGCAGAGACAGAGGACGAAUGGAGGAAGAGGAAGCAAUUACAGACCUUGAGGAGAAUGGAGGCUAAGAGGAGGAGGUCAGAAAAGCAGAGGAAUUUAAAGAGUGAUAAAGGAGGUGGAGGUCGUGGUGGUGGAAAUUUAAGUCUGGAGGAGAAAAAGGAAAUUGAGGUGAAUCUGAGAGAGAGAUUGGAGAGAGAGAAGUCUUUGGCCAUGGCGAAGAGGUCUGGUUUGCCAUUCCGUUUGGCAACGUCUGCUGCCACUGCUACUGAUCAGGCCAUUCGAGGUGGGAUUGAUGAGGCAGUGGUCCAAGGGAAGGGGAAUUAUUUGGGAGGUAGUAGUGGGAUGCAAAAGUCAAUGGAAUCAAAAGGAGGAAGUUCUUCGAAUAUAUCUGAAUUCAACACUAAAACUUUUGAAGGAUCCAGCAGUGGUGGUGAACUGAGCCCCGGCAGUAUCCAGACUUUUCGUGAGGGAAUCAAUCAGGAUGUUGGCUCAUCUGGGAUGAAAUCAAGAGAGAAUAUGAGCAGAAUGACUCAACCAGACACGGAGAGUCUCUCUGCAAGAUCUGAUGUUGUAAUCAAUCGAGGAAGGGAAAUUGGGACGAAUGCAGUGGAGGAUAUGCCUUGUGUUUUCACAAAGGGUGAUGGUCCUAAUGGUAGGAAAGUCGAUGGGAUACUAUACAGAUAUGGAAAGGGAGAAGAAGUGAGAAUAAUGUGCGUAUGCCACGGCACCUUCCUCUCACCGGCCGAGUUUGUUGAGCAUGCUGGAGGCAGCGACGUAGAUAAUCCGCUCAAGCACAUAGUUGUGAACCCGAACGCUUCUUCCCUGUUAUAAGGGCCGCCUGCAUGUUACCGUUCACACGAGGGGUAAAAUGUUUUCAACUUGAUGACGGCCUCUUUUUUUUUUUUUUUUUAAAUUAAAUUUUCUUCUUGAAAUGACCGUGUAAUAAUUAGCUGAUGCUUAUAUCUGAAAGAAAAAUGGAAAAAUUGGUUGUACCUAUGUGGAUUGCAUUCUGGAAAUACAGAGCAAUCAAUAUUAAUUCUUCCUGAUCAUUGCUUA